This is a messenger RNA of Paecilomyces variotii, 417 nucleotides long. RefSeq names its product ER-derived vesicles protein ERV14. Lineage: Eukaryota; Fungi; Ascomycota; Eurotiomycetes; Eurotiales; Thermoascaceae. Bases 1 to 417 code for a protein of 138 amino acids. Gene Ontology annotation, cellular component: endoplasmic reticulum membrane; COPII-coated ER to Golgi transport vesicle. The record is from RefSeq and is a predicted model, not a curated record. The transcript is spliced from 4 exons. Gene Ontology annotation, biological process: endoplasmic reticulum to Golgi vesicle-mediated transport.
AUGUCGGGAGAAGCGUGGCUUUACCUUCUGGCGGUGCUCAUCAACGCCGUCAACCUAUUUCUGCAGGUUUUCUUCACCAUCAUGUACAGCGAUUUGGAAUGCGACUACAUCAACCCCAUUGACCUCUGCAACCGCCUGAACGCUUACAUCGUCCCCGAGGCCGCGGUUCACGCUUUCCUGACACUACUCUUCGUUAUCAACGGUUACUGGCUGGCUAUCAUUCUGAACCUGCCACUGUUGGCUUUCAACGCAAAGAAGAUCUACGACAACCAGCAUCUGUUGGAUGCGACGGAGAUCUUCCGAAAGCUGAAUGUGCACAAGAAGGAAUCCUUCAUCAAGCUGGGCUUCCACCUCUUGAUGUUCUUCUUCUACCUAUACAGCAUGAUCGUCGCUCUGAUCCGGGACGAGUCGGAGUAA